Mastomys coucha (southern multimammate mouse) is the source of this 2674-nucleotide messenger RNA. RefSeq names its product UDP-galactose-4-epimerase (gene Gale). Gene Ontology annotation, molecular function: UDP-glucose 4-epimerase activity. Gene Ontology annotation, cellular component: cytosol. Gene Ontology annotation, biological process: beta-D-galactose catabolic process via UDP-galactose, Leloir pathway. Bases 1087 to 2133 code for a protein of 348 amino acids. Lineage: Eukaryota; Metazoa; Chordata; Mammalia; Rodentia; Muridae. The record is from RefSeq and is a predicted model, not a curated record. The transcript is spliced from 11 exons.
CAAGAGGGUCGGUUCGUGUUCGGAACAGGGCCAGGACCACCCCUUCUGCUCGCGUUUUCCGCAGCCGUAGCGGGGGCCACCCGAGCCCAUUCAUUCGGGGCCCGGCUCCCCGCUCCUGCUCCAGAACCCAAGUCCAGAGCUAAGCUCCGCCUCGCCUGGGCUGUUGAGACUCAGCAUCCGCUCUCCUCCCUUGUACAGAUAGGGAAAACUGAGGAGGGGACCGCUGACCAAGGUCACCCCCUAGUCCGGAGCGGAGCGACCUCAGAGUAGCCUUUUCUGCCACCAGAGCCCCCUCGGCGACCGCUUCACCGCGUCCUCGCGCAAUGCGGGAGCCGCAGGGAGUAGCGGGGAAUAGUCUCGGGGAUCCCACUCAGGCGGUUCUUACUGCUGUGUGACCCCAGGCCGACCCUAGUACCCAGGGCUAGUAGAAACACCUGCCUCAUCCAGAUGUUGGGAAAAUAACGCACAAGUGCGGGGUAGUGAUUCUGGUACGCACUGGAUGCCCAGUCCAGUGGGUCGCAGCAGAAUAACCCCAGCAGAAACUUGAGGCAGCUUGGAGAAAGACGGCAGCGAGCCAGGUCGUGAGAAUGAAAGGCCUCUGUGUGUGGAUUUCCUUUCCGUUCGCCCAGCAGUUUGCUCAGGGUGGGGAUGCACACCUGGCAGCGGAUCGCGGGCCAAAUCCACGUCGACACCGGCUCACAUGGUGCUGCCCCGAGUUGGGCGGGAUCUGUUGCUCCAGGCCACCGGGGCCAAAGCUGAGCUAUUGGCUGCCCCAGGGUGGAGUGAAGCCCUACCCACUCCAGGGCUGCUGGUACUGCAGCCUCCGAGCUGGGCACAGCCUUCCUGGCUAAGGACCCCACCCUUGAAGCCAUUUGGUGUAUUUACUGCUUCCUCCCAACUGACCUUCCAGGGGAAGAGUUGUUGGAGCACUAGGUAUUAGUCGUCAAACCCAGGAACCUUUUGCUCCUGGGAAAAGACCUCAGUUUACAGCGACAGGCCCGUUUUGUAUCCUAGCCUCCCAUCCUGAAGGCGCGUUCUUCUGCCUGAGACUGUCCAUUCUCCAGACACGGAGGCAGGAAGGGCGCCAUGGAGGAGAAGGUGCUGGUCACAGGUGGGGCUGGCUACAUCGGCAGCCACACAGUACUGGAGCUGCUAGAGGCAGGCUACUCGCCUGUGGUCAUUGACAACUUCCAUAAUGCCAUUCGUGGAGCAGACUCCAUGCCCGAGAGCCUGCGCCGGGUCCAGGAGCUGACAGGCCGUUCUGUGGAGUUUGAGGAGAUGGACAUCUUGGACCAGGCAGCCCUCCAGCGCCUCUUUAAGAAGCACAGCUUUAAGGCUGUCAUCCACUUUGCCGGCCUCAAGGCUGUGGGCGAGUCGGUGCAGAAACCUCUGGAUUACUAUAGAGUUAACUUAACAGGGACCAUCCAGCUCCUGGAGAUCAUGAGGACCCACGGGGUGAAGGACCUGGUGUUCAGCAGCUCUGCCACCGUGUACGGGAACCCCCAGUACCUGCCUCUGGAUGAGGCCCACCCCACGGGGGGCUGUACCAACCCCUAUGGCAAGUCCAAGUUCUUCAUUGAGGAGAUGAUCCGGGACCUGUGCCGGACAGACACGGCCUGGAAUGCCGUGCUCCUUCGGUACUUCAAUCCCAUAGGCGCCCACGCCUCUGGCCGCAUCGGCGAAGAUCCUCAGGGUAUCCCCAACAACCUCAUGCCCUAUGUCUCUCAGGUGGCAAUCGGGCGACGAGAGGCCCUGAAUGUCUUUGGUGAUGACUAUGCUACAGAGGAUGGGACAGGUGUGCGGGAUUACAUUCACGUGGUGGACCUGGCGAAAGGCCACAUAGCAGCCUUGAAGAAACUGAAGGAGCAAUGUGGUUGCCGGACCUACAACCUGGGCACGGGCACGGGCUACUCCGUUCUGCAGAUGGUCCAAGCCAUGGAGAAGGCCUCAGGGAAGAAGAUCCCGUACAAGGUGGUAGCUCGGCGGGAAGGUGAUGUGGCAGCCUGUUAUGCCAACCCCAGCCUGGCCCAUGAGGAGCUGGGUUGGACAGCAGCCCUGGGGCUGGACAGAAUGUGUGAAGAUCUGUGGCGCUGGCAGAAGCAGAACCCUUCAGGCUUUGGGGCGCAGGCCUGAGGACCUCCUUACCAUGGACCAGAAAAGCAGCUGAGCCGGGCAGUGGUGGCGCACGCCUUUAAUCCCAGCACUUGGGAGGCAGAGGCAGGUAGAUUUCUGAAUUCGAGGCCGGCCUGGCCUACAGAGUGAGUUCCAGGACAGCCAGGGCUACACAGAGAAACCCUGUCUCGAAAAACCAAAAAAAAAGAAAGAAAGAAAGAAAAAAGAGCAGCUGCCUGCUUUCCAGUCUCCACAGGACCCUGUACCCUCAUGCUCUGCGGCCAAGUUGAGGCCACCCUACCUCAAAUGCCAGCUGUCUGCUCAACCCUCUAGGCAGGAGACCUCUGCUUCCACUGACCAGAAAGGAGUCUGGGUCUUUCUAGCCUAUGUCCCCCAGAGUCCAGCAGCUCCUGUGAUCCCAGCGACUUGGGGAGGCCAGGGGGUCUGGGACCAUAGCCUCUCCCAGGCACUAACUUAUACUGCUAUAAUUGAGCUUUCCAAAGUAUUUAAAAUAAAAAUGUUUUCAAAAAAAAAAAAUAAAUAAAAAAUAAAAAAAAAAAAA